GGGCACGGCGGUGCGCACACACUCGCGGUCCGCCCGUCGACACACCCGCACCGCGCGCGCCUUCCGCCACCCGCACCACCCUCCGCCAACCGCGGUGUAGUGACUAACCGCGCGCGCGUUUGCAGAACACACAAAAAGCAACCAAACAACCUAAGUGGUGUAUGCGUGUGUGUGUGCCUGUGUGUGUGUGUAUGUGUGUUCUGACAAGGCGGGGACGGUGAGGGAGGUGUGAGUGAGCAUCGUCGUGGCGUGUGGCGGUGUGUGACAGUCUGCGGGUGUCCCCUAUGGAAGGAUACAAGCCCUGGAGCCACCACGUCACGCCGAAAGGGGACGCCAAGUGACCGUGUGAAGACGCCACCUAUAAAAGCCACGAGACGCCGCCGCCGACGCCCGCACCGCAACCAGGGGGCUUCCUCCUGAUCCUCCUCCUCUUCCUCCUCCUGGUUCUCCUUCUUUCCCUCGUCGCCCUCCUCAAGCCGCCAUCAUGUGGGAAAAACUCCUCCGGGACAUCAAGGUCAACCUCCUCUCCUCGGACCUGAUGCCCCUCAAAUUCCUCUUCUUCAUGCUGUACGCGGCCAACACCACGCUCUACCCGUACCUGGCCGUGCACAUGCAGGCCCUUGGCUUCGGGGCGGACAAGGCCGGGGUGCUUCUGGCCAUCACGCCCCUCGUGGCCAUCAUGGGACCUCCCGUCGCUGGAGCCAUCGCAGAUAAGCUGGGGAACUUCAAGCUGUUCUUCUCCGGGGUGGUGGCGGUGUCGGGAAUGCUGUCCCUGCUCCUGCUCGUCAUCCCCCCAGUACCCAUCCCCCUCGGCUUCUCCCUCACCCUCAUCACCGACCACCACCAGUCUGAACACCCCAGCGGUAAAGAGAUCAACAAGCUGGCGGAGGUGCUGCCGAAGGAAGAGACGGGGCACCACGUGGACGCCGAGUUCCUGCAGUUCAUUGUCAUCACCAAUCAGACAGGCUGUGACAUCUAUGACGAGUACCAGACCUCAAUGGACGGAAUCAACCAGGUAGACAUCGGGUCGGCGGAACCAAUGGCAACUGUCAACAUCACAAGAAUCCUCAAACAUAAGAACUUUUCCCUGAUGGCCGUCACUACCCACCACCCGCUCUUCUGCCCCGACGACCUGCCUCUAGUGCGACUCUCCAAGGGCGCCGAGGACCUGCUGCCGGAGAUCCUCGUGGACUACAACACCUCCGGACUCAAUCGAACGGUGAAUGGAAGUGUGGCGGAUACAGAGACGGAUGCGUGGUGGAGGUCUGGAUGCGAUGUGAAGGUGCCGGGACUAUGCGAACCUCACCACGCGGAUAUCAUUGGCGCGGAAAAUUUAAGCUUCUGGACGUAUCUGUUUGCGAGGAGUCUGCUGAACGGGGCCCUCAAUGCUGCCUUUGCACUAUUCGAAGGCGCCACACUCUCCCUACUCAAGAAACACGGCGGAGAUUAUGGUUUGCAAAGGGUGUGGGGCUACAUCGGCUGCAUGGUGUUCACGCCCUUCUCCGGCUGGCUGAUAGACACCAUGAGUCACGACAUUCACGUCCCAGAUUACAGGCCGGCUUUCUAUCUAUUCGUGGGGCUACAAGGCUUGGCGGGGCUGGUGGCGCUCUCCGUGGACCUCAAAUUCAAGACCCCGUGUGAACAAGUCAUGAAGAAUAUUUGGAUACUGCUACAGAACCCAGAGGUGAUCAUGCUGUUCCUCGCCAUGACGCUCUCCGGAGCCUUCUUCGGGUUCCUGGAGGCGUUCCUGUUCUGGUUCCUGGGUGACCUCGGUGCCUCACGCUCCCUCAUGGGCCUGACUGUCACCAUGGGAGCGGCGAGUGCCCUGCCCUUCCUUAUCUUCAUGUCUCCCAUUGUCAACAAGUUUGGUCAUAUUGGGGUUAUCGCUGCCGGCUUUCUCAUGUAUGCUCUCAGAUUUGCAGGCUACGCUUCCAUAUACGAUCCAGUGAGCGCCCUGUACUUCGAGGCUCUAGAGGGCGUUACCAUUGGGCUCAUGUUGUCCGCUGGCAUGACCUACGCCUGCGAGCUGUCCAAUACUAAGAACGUGGUCUCCCUACAAGCUCUCAGCGGUACUCUCUACUACGGCGUGGGCAAAGGCGCGGGCUGCCUGGUGGGGGGCUACAUGUACCACCACCUCGGCGCUCGCAAGACUUUCCGCAUGAUGACAGUGGCCAGCCUUCUCUCUGCCAUCAUCUUCCUCAUCUUCCAAAUUUACAUCCAGCACCGCAACAGACUGAGGGAAUUGAACAGCCCAGGGACGGAGAAGGAAGAGCUGCUAAAGAGAGAGGAGGAGGAGAACCUGAAGCUUAAGAAUCUGAAGCUGGUUAAGUUGGAGCGAGUGAAGAUUAAGAGCAAGAAGUGGCGUAAGGGAAAACGAGGCAGUCUGCAGGUGGACGCGCAAGAAAACGGUGUCCUGCAACUUCGAAGAGUGACUCUAGUAGACGCGGAGACACAGACUGAUCCUGUACAGUUUGCUUGCACGCUUGCCAUGCCGGAGAGUGACGAGGAAGAGUGAGGAGACAGGAGUGCUGGGAAUG
Messenger RNA from Portunus trituberculatus (swimming crab), 2537 nucleotides. RefSeq lists its product as uncharacterized. The record is from RefSeq and is a predicted model, not a curated record. Lineage: Eukaryota; Metazoa; Arthropoda; Malacostraca; Decapoda; Portunidae. Gene Ontology annotation, cellular component: membrane. The transcript has 10 exons. The coding region runs from base 485 to 2515 and encodes 676 amino acids.